AAAAGACAUUGGACUCUGUCUGAUUUCAGACGCAGAGUGCGGCGAGUGAUUUUUGAAGAGCAUUCCGCUCUUAGCUAUGGAGUGUUCGAAUUUUCGAUUGAAUCGAACGUUGUAAUUGUAAUGUUUUAGUUCCCGUGACGAGCGUCCUCCCUCAUCGGAGCUAAAAAGGUCGCCCCUUUUUUACUUUCUUCGUUCCUUUUCUGUGACAAAAUCGUCGGAAUCCAUUGAAGUUCUUUCCAAAAUGGCAGUGAAUCUUUCCACGAUCCAUACCCUCUUCGUUCUUCUCUCGUUAUGGGUUACUUCAUCGAUAUCUUCGCCUUCACCGGAGAUUCAAGGCGAUUCUCUCCCCUUCAUAUGGCCGUUGCCGGCCGAAUUCUCCUCCGGCGACGAGACCCUCUCGGUGGAUCCCGCCAUCUCGCUGAUCGCCGCCGGGAAUGGUGGAAAUUCGCCGAUUGUCAAGGCCGCGUUCGGUAGAUACGUGGGGAUAAUAUUCAAGCACGUUGUGGAUAGAGCUGGGAGAAGUAGAUUUUUUAGAGGAGCUCACUAUGAUAUCACUUCUCUGAAGAUCGUGGUUCACUCGGAUAGUGAAGAGUUGCAAUUGGGUGUAGAUGAGGGCUACACAUUGAUGGUGUCGAAGAACAAUUAUCAAUCUAUUGUAGGAGGAGCUACAAUUGAGGCAAAUACAGUUUAUGGUGCCCUCAGAGGAUUGGAGACAUUUAGCCAGUUGUGUGCCUUUGAUUAUCUGACCAAAUCUGUUCAAAUAUAUAAAGCACCCUGGUAUAUACAAGACCAACCAAGAUUCAAAUACCGUGGCCUUCUUAUAGAUACUUCGAGACAUUUUUUGCCGCUUGAUGUUAUUAAGCAGAUAAUUGAGUCCAUGUCCUUCGCUAAAUUUAACGUACUGCACUGGCACAUCGUGGAUGAGGAGUCGUUUCCUGUUGAAACACCCACAUACCCAAAUUUGUGGAAAGGAGCUUAUUCGAAAUGGGAAAAGUAUACUGUCGAGGAUGCAUACGAAAUUGUCAGGUUUGCUAAAAUGAGAGGCAUCAAUGUCAUGGCUGAAAUAGAUGUCCCUGGUCAUGCAGAAUCGUGGGGAACUGGAUAUCCCGAUCUCUGGCCUUCUCCUUCUUGCCGCGAGCCUCUGGAUGUCUCCAAGAACUUUACAUUUGAUGUGAUUUCUGGCAUUUUGGGAGAUCUGAGGAAGAUAUUCCCAUUUGAGCUUUUCCACUUGGGUGGUGAUGAAGUCAAUACAGAUUGCUGGAAAAACACAACUCAUGUGAAUGAAUGGCUGCGGUAUCGUAAUAUUACAACUAAGGACGCUUAUGAGUACUUUGUACUCCGAGCUCAACAGAUAGCAAUUUCGAAGAAUUGGACUCCCGUCAACUGGGAAGAAACCUUCAAAUCGUUCGGAGACAAACUUGAUCCUCGAACCGUUGUACACAACUGGCUAGAGAACGAUAUUUGUCCGAAGGCGGUGGCGAAAGGGUUCAGAUGUAUCUUUAGUUACUCGGGAUAUUGGUACCUCGAUCAUCUAGACGUGCCAUGGGAUGCAGUUUACAGGACAGAGCCCCUCAAAGGAAUCAACGAUACUUCGCUCGAAAAACUCGUGAUCGGAGGAGAAGUCUGCAUGUGGGGCGAAACAGCUGAUUCCUCCGACGUUCUUCAGACGAUUUGGCCCCGGGCUGCAGCUGCUGCAGAGAGGUUGUGGAGCAAGAGGGAAGCUGUCUCGAAGGGGAACAUAACGUUAACCGCUUUGCCGCGGUUGCAUUACUUCAGGUGCCUACUGAACCAACGCGGCGUCCCAGCCGCUCCUGUGGACAACAAGUAUGGACGGAGACCACCGUCCGGUCCCGGCUCUUGCUACGUUCAGUGAUCCAUCAAUCUUAUCUUCCUCGUUCUUAUCAUAUUGCCUGUGUCCGUACCCUCCAUGUGAAGAAUGUCGUCUUGUCUGAACCGGAAGUGGUUUUAUGGGAUAUUGUCCCUUUGCUUUCAUGUUGGCUUCUGAACUGCGUUCUCUUUUCGCGAUAAGUGAUUGGUUUAAUUUGAUUAUUUCAGAUCUGAUUUGGUUA
Molecule: messenger RNA, 2069 nt
Organism: Tarenaya hassleriana
Lineage: Eukaryota; Viridiplantae; Streptophyta; Magnoliopsida; Brassicales; Cleomaceae
Product: beta-hexosaminidase 1
Exons: 15
Coding region: 242-1873 (543 amino acids)
Biological process (GO): carbohydrate metabolic process; glycosaminoglycan metabolic process
Cellular component (GO): membrane
Molecular function (GO): beta-N-acetylhexosaminidase activity
Source: RefSeq, a predicted model, not a curated record